Diplodia corticola is the source of this 1767-nucleotide messenger RNA. RefSeq names its product amidophosphoribosyltransferase. Gene Ontology annotation, cellular component: cytoplasm. Lineage: Eukaryota; Fungi; Ascomycota; Dothideomycetes; Botryosphaeriales; Botryosphaeriaceae. The coding region runs from base 1 to 1767 and encodes 588 amino acids. The record is from RefSeq and is a predicted model, not a curated record. Gene Ontology annotation, biological process: purine nucleotide biosynthetic process; purine nucleobase biosynthetic process. The transcript is spliced from 2 exons. Gene Ontology annotation, molecular function: amidophosphoribosyltransferase activity.
AUGUGUGGUAUCAUCGCCGUUAUCCACGCCGACCCCGCGUCCACCUCGGCCGCCGUCGAGAUCCACGAUGCCCUAUACCUGCUCCAGCACCGAGGCCAGGACGCCUGCGGUAUAGCUACCUGUGCGGCCGGUGGUCGCUUCUAUCAGUGCAAGGGCAACGGCAUGGCGUCCAGGGUGUUCCACGACGGCUCGAGGGUUGCGGAUCUGCCCGGCUUCAUGGGCCUGGGUCACCUCCGCUACCCUACCGCUGGCAGCAGCGCCAACUCUGAGGCCCAGCCCUUCUACGUCAACAGCCCGUACGGCAUCUGCAUGACCCACAAUGGCAACCUCAUCAACGCCCCCGAGCUCAGGCAGUUCCUUGACCAGGAGGCCCACCGCCACAUCAACACCGAGAGCGACAGCGAGCUUAUGCUCAAUUGCUUUGCCAAUGAGCUCAACGAGACUGGCAAGGCUCGUGUCAACGCCGAGGACUGCUUCAGUGCUCUGAUGAGGAUGUACAAGCGCUGCGUCGGUGGCUGGGCCUGCACUGCCAUGCUUGCGGGUUUCGGUCUCAUUGGCUUCCGUGACCCGUACGGUAUUCGUCCCAUGGUCUUGGGAUCCAAGCCUUCAGAAUCCGGUCAUGGGACCGACUACAUGAUGGCCUCUGAGUCUGUUGCUCUCACGCAGUGCGGUUACACCACCUUCCAGGAUAUCCUCCCUGGUCAGGCAGUCAUCAUUGAGAAGGGCAAAGAGCCCAUCUUCCGUCAGGUCCAUCCUCAGCUUGGCUACACCCCCGACAUCUUCGAGUAUGUCUAUUUUGCUCGCCCUGACUCGGUCAUGGAUGGCAUCGACGUCGACGAGAGCCGUCGGAGGAUGGGUUACAAGCUUGCUGAGACCAUCAAGAACGAGCUCGGGCCCGAGGGUCUCGCAGAGGUUGAUUGCAUUAUGCCCAUCCCUGAAACUGCCAUUACCUCUGCUCUGUGUGUCUCCGCCGGUCUGAAGAAGCGCUACGUUCAAGGUUUCGUGAAGAACCGAUACAUCUUCCGCACCUUCAUCAUGCCCACCCAGAAGCUGCGCCAAAAGGGUGUCCGCGCAAAGCUCAAUGCCAAGCCGUCUGAUUUCAAGGACAAAGUGGUUGUUCUUGUGGACGACAGUAUCGUCAGAGGCACUACAAGUCGUGAGAUCGUCCAGAUGGCCAGGGAAGCCGGCGCUAAGAAGGUCAUCUUCACCAGCUGCGCCCCGCCCAUCACCAACGCACACAUCUACGGUAUCGACCUUGCUUCGACGUCCGAGCUGAUCGCCUACAACCGUUCUUCGCCCGAGAUUGCCAAGAAGAUCGGAGCGGACGCAGUCAUCUAUCAGACUCUGGAUGACCUGGAGGCUGCUUGCGCUUCUCUAUCGCCUCGCGACCCUGCAACCCAGAAAUUCGAGGUCGGUGUCUUCUGUGGCAAGUACGUCACUCCUGUGGAUGACGACUACUUCCGCCGGCUUGAGCGCAUUCGUGGCGAGAGUAGAAAAUUGAAGGUUAUGGAGAGCGCCAGGCAAGCUGUGAUGCACGGUGCGGCAACUGAAAGCCAAGUUCGAAUGGCGGCCAAGGGAGUCGAAGUUGACAGGCAUGGCAACGUCAUUCCCGCGGAAGAAGAUAGCCCGAUAAACGGCCAUGCCGACAUCGGUAGUGGUGGCACUGGCCGCCCCGGCGACUUUGAAAGGAGAUCCACGGAUGAGUCGCAAACCCGUAUCAGAGAGACGCAAGACAUGAGUUUGCACAACAUCAACGAUCACCAAUAG